AUGGAUCAGUUUAAUCUCUGGAGAUGUCCAUUUUGCUUUCAAGCUUUCGUAUCGUUAGAUACUCGAAAUGAACACGUAGAUAUUUACCAUGCUUCUUACAUCAGUGGUCCUUCCAGGUUAAGCGUUUGUUGUGAAUGCGGAAUUUUUAUAUACAGCCAUUUGAGCUGUCUGCAUUUAAUGAAACAUUUUGAAUUAGCGUUCAAAUGUGCGAAUGCUCAUCUUAGAAACGAAAAAAAAUCGUCGUUUCCAACUAAUACACUCUAUGUUGUUCCUAUGCAAACUGAUCAUGAAUCUUCCAAUCUCGCCGUGACUCCUGAAAAAGGGCAAGUAAGUCAAAAGAGAAAACGAUCAGCUUAUGGCUCUUCUAGAAAUGCCCAAUCAGAACAUGACAAACCAAAAAAAUCUGGAAGGCAAGAUGCAAAACAUCAAGAUUUGGGCCAUCCUGAAUUAUUUUAA
Molecule: messenger RNA, 456 nt
Organism: Thelazia callipaeda (thelaziosis nematode)
Lineage: Eukaryota; Metazoa; Nematoda; Chromadorea; Rhabditida; Thelaziidae
Source: the annotation of a GenBank genome assembly